Messenger RNA from Amborella trichopoda, 1554 nucleotides. RefSeq names its product nodulin-related protein 1 (gene NRP1). Lineage: Eukaryota; Viridiplantae; Streptophyta; Magnoliopsida; Amborellales; Amborellaceae. Gene Ontology annotation, biological process: regulation of abscisic acid biosynthetic process; response to heat. The record is from RefSeq and is a predicted model, not a curated record.
UAAAAAAUAUAUAUAAUAUACAAUACGAUGCUUAAAACAUAUUACCAUAAAAAAAAUAAAAGAAAACGUGAGUGAGGACCACCAGACCAAAAUGACAGGAGAAUUAACAAGGUCGACAUAAAUUUCACUAUAAAAACAAACCAAGGCUUUCUUAUCCAAAAACCAGAGAGGAACAAAUUCAUUUGGAAUGGGUUUGAGGUCAUGGUGGAGGACCACUAAACCAAUGAAUAUUUCUCAAAGAUGGAUAGGGCAUUUAAUAUUCCGCACUUAUCUACCCAAAAAAGUGAGAAAUGGAAAAGAUGGAAGGAUUUAUUGUGAUCCAAAGAUCCCACGCGUUGAGUUCCUCCAGCCACAUAAAAAGAACUCACGAUUGCUCCUCCAGUACUCUGCCUUAACGCGUUAUAAACACUGAAACAAGACCCUCUGUGCAGAGUCAACUGCACCCACUUGCUUCUAUAUGCAGGCCUCCACAAAGCUAUCCAUAAGUAACCUUUGUAGAGGGAGAGAACCCAUUUGACCCAAUUCAGAUCUCUCCCCAGUUCCAUUAUCUUCUCUCAAUAGAUAGAAACUUUGGAGUGACCCAAUUCAGAGACCCCAUCUUCUCUAGAUCACAAUUCUCUCUCCAUAUCAUAUAUUAGGAGUUUCUAUCUCUGGAUUUCACUCCAAGCCCAUCUUCUUCUCUCUAGAAACUGAAACUUUGGAGAAACCCAAGUCACAGGACCGAUCUUUGCUAAAUUACAAUUCUCCCUUUAUAUCUCAUCUGAACUGAGAGGUUCUCUCACUAGACCCUGAACUAUUUGCCAUGGAUCAUGAACUUAGAGAGGGAAAGAAGGGGCACAAUCACCAUGUGGCCUCAGGAAGUGAGCUCUUUUCAAGCGCGAAAGUUGUUGCAGAUGCUGCAAAAUCAGCCAUGAGCCAUAAAACUGAGAAUUUAAACAAAGGAAAGGUAGCCGGCGCAGCGGCUGAUCUUGUUGAAGCGGCCAGCCAUUACGGAAAGCUCGAACAGAAGAGCAUUGGAAAAUAUUUGGGGAAGGCAGAGACUUAUCUUCACAACUAUGAAGAGACUCAUGGCGGUUCAGGCACUAAACCCGGUGGCCACUCGGUGACUGGUUCUCAUGGCUCUGAUCAUUCGAGCAAUGAACCUUCGCAUAGUUCGCACUCGGGGGGUGCCAAGGAGGGUGGAUAUGGAGAUUAUAUCAAGAUGGCUCAAGGGUUCUUCAACGAACCUUCGCAAAAUUCACACUCAGGGGAUGCUAAGGAGGGUGGAUAUGGAGAUUAUAUGAAGAUGGCUGAAGGGUUCUUGAAGAAGCACUAAGUUAUGGAAUUGGCUCUCCGUAAAAGUUGUAACCUUAGAUGGAUCUUUGUCUCUCUUUCUCUGAGUAAUUCUGAAGAAGUUGUGGAUUUUAUUUGAUGUUCUCUCUCUAGUAUGGAUGGUUUCUUCCUUUGCUGUUAUAUCAAAUUUCUUUUAUCAUGUAAAACUGCAAGUGUUAUGGAAAUCGUUUUAGGGGUUUCUUCCUUUAAUAUUAUUGCAAGUAGAUCAAUAGUUGUUGAGAA